GGUAUGAGCUCCGAGGCGCCACAGCAACUCCUCCAGAAGCAGCAGGAGGGGCAGGGACUCACAGCAGAGCCAUGAACCGGGACAUCUGCCGUGUUUAAUGGCACGAAGAGCAAGUCGGAUGGCCGCACACAUCCUCCUCAGCUUAACCGAGACCACUUUGUUUUGGAGACUGUGACUGAAAGCUGUUUGGGUUUGGUCGAGCUGAGUGUUCUGUCUGAACCUUACCUUACUUUACUUUCUGGACACUUUUUGCGCGAAUGAGCUUCAUAUGCUGCUGUCUCUGGCGCUCAGCUAGCUGACUGGCAUCCUUUAGUCCGGGGGAUCUUCGAUCAGCUCAAUAUGUACCAGGGGCAUCUGCAGGGGAAAGACUCUAGGGCUGCAGAUAAGACCGUUGCCAUGGUCCUGAAGGAGAUACCCAAUAAGGCGUCCUCAGAAGGCAAGCCCCUCCUCACGGUGACAAACAAGCUGGUGAGCGAGCAACAAGAGAGCCGUCCUUUGUUGAGCCCCUCCAUCGACGACUUCCUGUGUGAGACCAAAUGCGAUGGAGCUGUCCGUCCAGUUACCUCCAACACAGCAGUCCUGUCCUCUUCACUGGACCUGCUGGACCUGAGUGAGCCUGGAGAGAGGAGGAACAGUAAAGACAGAAAGAGCCCUGUGUCCAGCAAGAACACACCACACAGAAAGAAACCAGACGAAACAGAGUUGAUCCAGGUGGACGUUGAACAGAGCACGCCCCGCUCACGCACACCUGUGAAAGACUCUCUGGAUUCAGCUAAUCCUUCUCCACUGGAGAAAUGGGAGGAACUCAACCUGCAUCCAGAGCGAACCGGUAGCAGAAAAUGGAAACUGGACAGAAGACGGUCAUCAAAGAAUUCGGGAGAGUUUGUUUGGUCAAUUGAUGGGAAAAUACAAUCCGAAACAGCCACCAAGAACUCAUUAGAAGUAAAUUACAAAGUGGAGACAGAGACAUCUCCUGUCACACAACUCAACAAGCAGUAUGUUAGUGGAAGACAUGGCCGACUGAGCAAAGACCAGCGGUGGGGCAGCGCACUCCUGUCCAGAAACCAGUCCCUUGAGGAGGAAUUUGAGCGAGCCAAAGCAGCCGUGGAAUCAGACACAGAGUUCUGGGAUAAGAUGCAGGCCGAGUGGGAGGAACUGGCCCGCAGGAACUGGCUGAUGGAGAACGAGCAGGCCCAGAUACCCUCCACAGUGUCUCCUCACGAAAAGGGAUAUUACUUCCACACAGACAAUCCAUAUAAAGAUUGGCCUAAUGCAUUUGAAGAGGGCGUGCGGAAGGCCAGAGAGGGAGACCUGCCAAACGCAGUUCUACUGCUUGAGGCGGCCAUCUUGCAGGACCCUCAAGACUCUGAGGCUUGGCAAGUAUUGGGGACCACACAGGCAGAGAAUGAGAACGAGCAGGCAGCAAUUGUCUCCCUCCAGAGGUGUCUGGAGCUCCACCCCAACAACCUCCAGGCCCUGAUGGCCUUGGCAGUGAGCCUGACCAACACAGGCAUGAAGCAGGAUGCCUGCGAGGCGCUGCUGGGCUGGCUGAAGCACAACCCCAAAUACAAACACCUGCUGAAGACCCGCAGUCACCUGCAGGGCUCGCCCGGAUCCCGCCGCCUCUCCUGCACUUUACCAAUGCCAUGCUCUCUGCUGCCAGAGGUGAAGGAGCUGUUUCUGGAAGCUGCAGGGCAGAACUCAGACAUCAUUGACCCAGACUUGCAGACGGGCCUAGGAGUGCUUUAUAACCUCAGCUCCGAGUUCAACAAGGCUGUGGAAGCCUUUAACGCUGCCCUGUCCGUCCGGCCAGAGGACUACUUGUUGUGGAAUCGUCUUGGGGCAACGCUGGCUAAUGGAGACCGCAGUGAGGAGGCGGUAGAGGCUUACACCCGGGCCCUGGAGCUCCACCCUGGCUUUAUACGCUCACGCUAUAACUUAGGCAUCAGCUGCAUCAACCUGGGAGCGCACAGGGAGGCUGCCAGCAAUUUCCUGACAGCACUCGGUCUGCAGAGGAAGAGCAGGAGCCGGCAGUUCUCGCACCAGGUCAUGUCUGGAAACAUCUGGGCAGCCCUGAGGAUAGCCCUGUCUAUGCUGGACCAGCCCGAGCUUUUCCAGGCGGCUAACAUCGGGGACCUGGACUUACUCAUGAGAGCCUUCAACUUGGAUAUGUGAACUAGGAAGCCCUUUAGACUGCGUACAAGCCAAGAACCCAAAGCCCUUCAUAGGAAGUAACCCGUUACCUGCGUUACAAACUGAGUCUUUUAUUCUUUUUCGCAGAGCACCUUUACAUUCCUGCGGACUGCUGGUGCUUAAUGAGAGACAGUUUCUGACGGAUUUGCACUGCAGCAGAAGAUUUCCCCGAAGAGCACAAUGCCUGGCAAAGAUUGUAGAAGUAUGCCUUAGAGAAAAUAUCAAUUAGUGACGACUCAUCCAGUGGAGCUGGGACAUGCUGUAAGAACUCUGAAAUACAGUUUGUACCUCUCGCAACCUGAAAAGGGUCCCAGGUUCUGUAUGACAAAGCUGAUAACAUUUGCAUUGACAAACAGUUCAGAGCAAUAGUUUGAAAUUGCUUGAGAAAAGAUUCAGUAGUUCAGCCCUCAUAUCCAAUUUUUAUGAAAAAAGCAACAACUUUCAAUAUUCAGUAGAGUUAAUAAUGAUCAGUAACCCAUUGGUAAAUGAAUGGGCAGUAUCUUCAUCAGACUUUUGUUGCACUGCACUAGAUUCAGGAUCCCUGUAGAUGCUUUCCUUAUCACUGCACUGCUAGAAAAAAGGCUCUUCCUGUUUGUUGCUGUAACUAGGCCAGAGUGUAAAGCCUUAUUCAAGAUGCAUGAUGAACAAUUAGCUAUUUCAGAGACUUUAUGAAGAUGAUUAGCAGAUGGAAGCCAUUACCUGCCAUAUCUUCCUUCUUCAAACAACUUGUCAACGGUCACCGAGAACUUUUCCUUCCAGUUUCACUAAUUUCAAGGCUUUCUGUUUGAACACCUUUACCCUGUCUCUGAAUGCCAUAGUGAUUGUUUUUGAUGCACAGAAGAAGCAGGCGGUCCUCGACAUUGUUGCUUGCCAUGAAGUAUAAUCAUGUACCACAUAUUCAGUCACUUUCAACUUUGUGUCAUUUUUUUUUUCCACAAAGGCCUGUGGCAUUAUUGCAAUAUGUGUCUUAAUGCUAAUGUGAUUGAUCCAGACACAAAUACUAAUGUUUGAGGCUCAGUAGGUUUGACUUAAUAUGGUCCUAAAAGAGCUGUGUGUUGCAUGCCUUAGGCAAAUGUGGCAAGAGGGAAGUGUCAAAAAAUGCUAUGCAAAAUUUAUCACAUGCCUGGGUUGAAUUUCCUGGGAGCAGGACAAGUAGUAUUGUUCAGAUGAAUCUAAUUACACCACACCUUUAACAUCAUCUAUCCGUGAUAUGUUUAAGAAUAUAUAUACUAUAUAUAUAUAUAAUUGGCUGCAACUGUUUUCCCAAAGACUCCAUAAAUGUGCCCAAUACACAAUACUCAGUACAUUUCUUGGCAGUAACAUGGUAGCAAAUUGUAUACCAGCUAUUUCAGAUUUAGCCUGAAUGACCAAAUCUGUUUUGGAUUUAUUUUGUAAUAUUGUUUUUACAUCCGGCUUCAUCUUUGCGUCUUGGUUACAUGGAAUAAUCUAAGAGCCCUGUAAACUGCUCUGGGAUCCAAACAGAACAGGUCUGUGCUAGAUAAUCGCUUGCUACUGUAAAUUCUAUUCUGGCUGCAUUAGUAGACCCCGAGGAAAGCCUCCCCUUUUUUAGAACUUUGUACAAUCUCAGGUGAGAUUAUUUAGAUGACCUUAUACUACUCUAGAAGAACUCCUAAUUUAAGAGGACCGCAUGCUGAAUGCACUUAUUUUUGAAUGCAGUAGCUUUAUUUAUAUGCAUGAAAUUGUCAUGCCUCUUUUACUCUAUUCUACCCUUUAUUUCUAUGACAUAUAUAUAACAAUCAUAACAGUUUUGCAUUUCAAAACAUACUGAUCUUUGCAUAUGGCAUUUAUCCUAAACACAAACUAUGUAAUAGUAAUCAGUUUUGCAAUGCAACGAGUACUCUAUAGACAAAAUAUUCUUUAUUGUAUACUUAUUCAUACUAUUCUCACAUAAGACCAAAUUUACUGAAGCCUGUAUUGCAAGCAAAGCUUAUUUAGUUCAAGGAAGCUGGCUGUAUGGACAGCGAUCUGUCAUGAAUCAGUCCUUUACUAAUCCUUUACUAGUUUCUUGAUGCUGAAACUACAUCACAGGCUUCAUUAAGUCUGGUGCAAUAUAUUUAAACAUAGCAAAAUAUAUUAAAAUAUCCAGCAAACAUAGAAAAGCGAUCUUUUAAAAUAAAAAAAAUGCAAAGUUUUGUGUGCUUGUCUGUUUUUAAUGAAUU
Molecule: messenger RNA, 4373 nt
Organism: Pygocentrus nattereri (red-bellied piranha)
Lineage: Eukaryota; Metazoa; Chordata; Actinopteri; Characiformes; Serrasalmidae
Gene: pex5la
Product: peroxisomal biogenesis factor 5-like a
Exons: 15
Coding region: 340-2175 (611 amino acids)
Biological process (GO): protein import into peroxisome matrix, docking
Cellular component (GO): cytosol; peroxisomal membrane
Molecular function (GO): protein binding
Source: RefSeq, a predicted model, not a curated record